Eruca vesicaria subsp. sativa (arugula) is the source of this 702-nucleotide messenger RNA. Lineage: Eukaryota; Viridiplantae; Streptophyta; Magnoliopsida; Brassicales; Brassicaceae. The record is from the annotation of a GenBank genome assembly.
AUGGCAUCAUAUGUCAGGUUCUGCAUCUUCACAGUCUUCUUCUUCUGCUUCUUCUUGUCUCUGUCUUCUGGCCAGAAAGUCACCAUGAGUCUCUACUACGAAGCUCUAUGCCCCUUCUGUGCAGACUUCAUCGUUAACCACUUGCCUCAGAUCUUCCAAAACGGCUUAAUCUCUGCUAUUGAUCUCCACCUCGUUCCAUGGGGCAACUCCCAUUUCAAACCAGAUGGCACCAUUCACUGCCAGCACGGGGAAGCUGAAUGUGCGCUCAAUGCAAUUCAUGCCUGCGCAAUUAACGCAUACCCUGAUGUUAUGAAGCAUGUUGGAUACAUCCACUGUACGGAACGACUGGUCUUGGAAAACAAGCUCGAACAAUGGGCUGAUUGUUUCGAAUUGGUUGGUUUGAGUAGAGCAGCUCUUGAUUGCUACAUCAAUGGGUACGGACACCAGCUUGAACUCAAGUAUGCUGAAGAAACCUCGGAGCUUUCUCCAGCACAUGCAUAUGUGCCAUGGUUGGUUGUGAAUAACCAACCACUUCAAGAGAAUUACCACCACUUUGUAGUGUUUAUCUGCAAUACUUAUGGAAGCUUCCAGGUGCAUGAAGCGUGCAAAAACCUCAACCAUUCGGCGGAGACUCUAAGCACGUUUAAUAGUUCAAUGGAGAAGCUAAGUUAUAGUCCCCAAGUUUGCUAUGCCAAUCAAUAA